UUAUGGUCAUUUCUUGAAACUAUACUAAUCAAUAAAUCUCUCUAUAUAUAUUUUCUAUUCUACCUACCAAAACUAACCAUAGAAAAACUAGAGAAAUUAGUAAAGGGUGUGAAGAAGAAGAUGAAGAAAACAGUGGUUGUGGUGAUGCUUUUAUUUCUUAUAUUUUCACAAAUGGAUACAGUUGUGCCUGAUGCUUCUGAUUGCUUAGAUGGUUGCCAAACUGGCUGUGUUCAAAGAGACUCAAGGCUUCAAGCAAGGUGUGAGCGCAAGUGCCAGAUUAGAUGCGGUCCAGAUUCUAUGGUGGAGAAAGGCAUGGAUUGAAUAUUAAUCAAAGAAGCAUUAACUCACUUCACCAACACCUUAUCAACUAUAGUUAUCAUUGAAAUAAAUAUUCUUAACUACCUUAUCAAUAAUUUUCAAAUUUGUUCGUUGUUGUAGUAGCAUCUUUAAAAUAAACUUGUACUAUUAGUGCAAAGUUUUUUAAGAUCAAAUUUGUUCAUGUACCAUGAGGAUAAACAUGUUUUGUGAUGACUGUCCAUAAAAAAAGUUUGUAAUGUGAAUGAAUAUUGAUAUCCAUAAUUUUUUUUUGU
Molecule: messenger RNA, 590 nt
Organism: Trifolium pratense (red clover)
Lineage: Eukaryota; Viridiplantae; Streptophyta; Magnoliopsida; Fabales; Fabaceae
Exons: 3
Source: RefSeq, a predicted model, not a curated record